Diorhabda carinulata is the source of this 5476-nucleotide messenger RNA. RefSeq lists its product as uncharacterized. The transcript is spliced from 11 exons. NCBI's taxonomy places the organism in Eukaryota, Metazoa, Arthropoda, Insecta, Coleoptera, Chrysomelidae. The record is from RefSeq and is a predicted model, not a curated record. The coding region runs from base 3131 to 5287 and encodes 718 amino acids.
CGUUUGACGUCUAUUGAUUCAUAAACUUCCGUUAACCUAAAAAUUUUAUUAUGCAUCAUAUAUUUUUAUAUUUUUGUUUUUAAUCCGGUAAUUUUUUAUUGGAAACAUUGGGCGAAAUCACGUGACAAACGCUAACGGAUGUGAUUGGCUAUUUUUGUAUUGAUACGAAGUUCCUACGAACGGCCAACGGGAAAAUGUUUCUGUCACCAACGGCAGACGGCGACGUUAAACGGUAACUAUGAAUGGUCUUAUGCAUUUCAAUGCUUUUGUAACAGAAAAGGCUAAAGGAAAGUCAAGUUUAUUGGAAAUUUUUCAAGUAGAUUUCAAACCUCAAACAUCAGCUCAAACUACAUACACUUUCCAGUCGAUCUGAAAGCUUAGAGACUUUAAGUUAAACAUGAAAGGAUUCCAGAGAAUUGAGAACCUUUAUCAAUAGAAACAAAUCACAAAUGAUGUUAAUACAAUAUUAGCAACUAAAUACAGUUUUCAUUAUCUCAAGCUUUAUUUCCUUAAUUCGGUUACGAAGAAGGUGUGUAUUCGAAUUCCUUCCAACAUUGUUCCUUUCACUUUUCACUUUUUCUAUUUAUUUCUUCAGAAGCACAAGUUACAUGAUCUUUUUUGUUCUUUAUCCAUUGUUGUUUAUCUAUCUUUCUUAAACAAUUAAACUUUAAAACCCACAUAAGCACAUUAUUGUUUUCUCUCGAGUGACAAAUGACAGAUAGUCUAUUUAAUUGUGACGAGUAAAAUGCCUCAAGCUAGAACUUAAUCCAAAGAUUAAACUUUAGUUGAAUAUCAGUUUCACUUUUUAGUAGUAAAAUUGCACAUUAUUCACAAUAUUUCCAAAGACAAAAUGAUUCGCUUCCCGUAUAAGCACGCCUACCCCUGAAUCAGUACAUUUCUUAAUUUCUUUAACGUAAUAAUCAUUCGACUAUGUUAAAGUAAUGACAGUAUUUAUGUAUGUAAUUAAUUUCAAAUUUAAUAUUCAAAUUACAUUAUAAUAAUAGACCGUUAGUACUUUCUUAGCUUGAAGACUCUCUAGAUAAAAAUGUGGUCAACAAAGUAAAAAGUAAUUUGAAAAAUAUUUAAAAAGUUAGCGAACCACACACUUUUAAGACAGUGACAUAACUUCGUCACAUCGUCAGUAUUUUAUUCUCCCAAUUAAAAAUUAUUUUCCGCUACAUUCCAUCAAUUGUACAUUCUGCUAUAGACACAAUUAUUUUCAUUUAUUAAAAACAAUUUUUACAACUCCCUUAGUCUGUUUGUAUGGAACAAAUUUUUAAAUCAGUAUUAGUAGAGAUUUUAGCUUGACUUUUGCAUGCUUAAUGUAUUAAUUAACCAGUCAAUUGAAAGUCGUUAAUUAGUCUUCUGUCCGUUUGAUGGCCUCUCACAAUAAUUUCGGGAUGGUUCAAUUGGCUUAUCGAGCUGGGAGGAACCUCGCUCCUGAGCGGGAAGAAAUUUCUAGACAGGCAAUAAAAAACCUAAAUGACCUCGCCCCAGAUCUACGGCCUAUUCAGCUCCUGUUGCUAUUUUCAUACCUUCCUUGAUUUUGUAAAUCGGCCAAUAGUCUUCUUCCAAAACCCAGCAAACACCCUACUAAGCCUGUAUUUGUACCAAAUUCAAUACAAUCCCAAAUUUCGGAUGCAGGCCCGAACAGUCUAGCCAUAACGCCAUCACCAACCUUAACAGUAUCGAAGCCUGUCGAUGUCUAGAAAGGUUUUGGCACGCCGGUCUGCUGCUUCAUUUGGACUGAGUACGUAGACGAGUCUGUCUCAUCAAGAAAAAUUCGGACGAACCCACCUCUCUAGCUUAGCACAUACGUAUAAAACCUACAUCCGUUCCAUGAUGGAAUAUAGAGCAAUCACUUAUUGCACACUACCAAAUCAUCUUCCUUCUCAAAAGGCUCUUAUCCUGCUAGCAAUCCAUUCUCAGGUCCAAAUGAAAUUUAGGCCUGAAUAAUUAUUAGACGGUCUCUUUCCCAAAAUCCGUUGCAAGCGACGGCCUACGAAGAGCUCUCUGAAAGUUGCAUAAGGUGAAACUUUUUCAAAAAGUCCACCUCGUCGCUUGUCGGUGUUGUGGUUCAUUUUUUAUUCCUCACGAGGUAGUAGGGGGACACAAACACAGUGAGCGAGUAACCUUCUUCCAGAAAUCACCAAAAUCCCCGCUCUGCAGAGGAAAAUUUUUCCUAUAUCAGGUCCAAUACUGAAAUCUUAUCCAAUAUGAAAAUGUCCCUAAUCCAAAGACCGGGAGAAGAACCCAGAUGAGAAGAAGCACAUGCAUGAUAUAAAAUAACUCUGGUGAGGAAGGAGAAAAAAUCCAAACGAAGUGGCAAUAUAUAAUAAUAAUGUAGGAAAUUAAUGAUCUUUUAUAUGUAUGAAUAUAUAGUAAAAAAGAAGUUAAUAAGAAGAAAAAGAAAUAUGAUAAUAUAUCAUAAUAAAAUUUUUUUGAUAACCUCGCUUUAGAAAGUGCAUUAAAAAAUGAAAAAUAAGGACAGAAUAUAGGUCGUGGUGGAUAAGGUAAGGUAGGUAUAUACUAACGUAUGAUAUCAAAAGUUGGUAAUAACAGAGAUGAAAAACAUAAAUUUAUUAUAGCAAUACCAAAAGUGUAGACGCUACUCUGGAGCUCUAUGACUCCUCAGAAAUUGCACCCAAACGCCAUAUUUUAGCCUCCCUUAUACGCAUCUGCUCCGUCUUUUCACUUUUAACUCCGAUUAAAAUUUGGAUACAUAAAAACAGCAAUAUUCCAAUUUUUAAUUGUGAUGUUUCUGCUGGUACCUGUCCGUAAUAAAUUGCCUCGUAUAGUUACCAUAUCAUCAAUUAUUUCUUAACUUACCUUUACGUUCUUAAUGAGUAAAUCGAUAACAACAGAUCUAACUGGGUACCUAUUAUCUAUUCCGUAACUUCUGACGAAAAACGUACGUUAUCGUAAUGGGUACCACCACUUUUCCUCGUGAUAAUCGACGCCAAAUACCAUCCUUCAUCAAUGAGUAAAUCAUCAGUAGGUAACCGACGACGACGCGCUCGUAUAUAUUACCAUCGUAAAAAACACCGGUACUCAUCAAAACGUCGCGCCUUGUUACUAUUCGAAUAGUACCAUAUAACUAUUUAGUACCAAUCAUGUCCGUUCUAUCAAUAUGAUUAUCAUUAUUUGGUGUUUGAUUUUUAUUGAAUUCACUUUCGGUGCCAGUGUGCUCAAUUGCCCUCCUUCUGAGCUCAAAUUCGAAAAAGUUCUUGGCCUAAGGCCUUCUAAUUCAACAAUAUCCAGACUUUUACAUCAAUCGAAUCCAAGUAUCAUCUCAAGACCUGUUACAUCAGAAUGUAUUGCGAAAUGCCUAACUCGUGAUGAUUGCUCAAGUUUCGUUUUGUUUUACAGUGUGUCAAAAUGUUACUAUUAUAGCAGUAAUUUUAGUGUAGUGGACGAUAAGGAUCAAGUUAUUGAUGAAAAUGUAGCUUGGUUUAUCAAAAAGUGUUUAGUCACAGGUUCAUCAUGCAACAAACUAUGGGUAUUUGAUAGGAUACCAGGAGCUACUUUAAUAGGCAACGAUACUAAAACCUUACAAAGACCCAUUUCAAGAACUGAUUGUGAACAGUACUGCCUGAAUGAGACCCAAUUCCCUUGUAGAUCCACUAAAUUUACUAUUAUACAGAUUGGACCUGAUUCUUCUACAGGAAUUGAUGGAUAUCCAUAUGGACCAAAUAACUAUAAUGCAGGAGUUGAUGGAAUUUGUAUUUUAAGCAAUACUGAUAGGCAUCAACUACCUAGUUCUUUUCGAGUUUCUGAUUAUGAAGAUGAAUAUCUCGAAAAUCAAUGUUCCCCCAAUAUAGAAAACAGAAAUGAAUUCUGUGCAUAUGAAGAAUACGAAAACAUGACAUUAUCUAACAAAGAUAUGUUAUUCGAACGAAAAACUAAAGAAGAAUGCCAAAAAAUGUGCGAUAUUUUUGAACCUUUCAAUUGUCGAUCAUUUACCAUAAUUAAUGGUAAUUUGUGUUACCUACAUAGUGAAGAUACCAAAAUUUAUGGUCCAAAUUCUUUACAAGACCUUGCUGGCGCAAUAUAUUACGAAAAAGCGAAUUGUUUGAACAUAUCAGUGACAUGUAGUGAAACUUACAUGACAAUAAACUACAAACCAGAAAUAAAUUUUAAAGGUAAAAUGUAUAUGGAAGGAUUCUCAGAUAAUCCAGUUUGUUCGGCAAAUGGACAGGGUGGAUAUAAUGCCAUAUCAUUACAAAUUCCUUUAUUAACUGGACAAUGUGGUAUCAUAAAAGCAGAUGGACCAGUAAAUAGAACUUUACUCUCCGGAAAUUUGUUGCUUCAGUAUAAUUCGUACAUUCAAACACAAAAUGACAGACUAAUACGAGUUGGAUGUAUUUUUGGUAAUGAAACAAAAGUAGUCAUUGGUACUGGUGUACAUGUAUCUCCGAUGUUACCAAACAGGGGAAGCGUGAUAAUAAUUCCAGGUAAUAACGCUACCGUACCAAAUGUUAUAAUGAAAGUCGUGGACGCUCAUACUGGCGAUGAAAUAAGUGAUUCCCAAAUUGGUCAGGAUCUUCAACUACAAAUUAUACUAAACAAACCAGAUAAUUUGGAUAUUUGGGCAAGUCAUUUGAUAGCCAUGACUGAAAAAAACGAUGAAUCUAUAUUUUUAUUAGAUGACAGAGGAUGUCCAACUGAUCCCAAUAUAUUUCCAUCUUUAAGAAAAAUAAGAACUGAUGAUUAUGUAGAGCUUGUGGCAAAUUUUAAGGCUUUUAAAUUCACCAAUUCUCCCAUAAUAAGAUUUAGCGUUAUUAUACAAUUCUGUGUAGGAAUUUGCGCUCCGAUAAACUGUGGGGGAAAUAUAUUAUCCCACGGUCGACGAAAAAGACAAAUUACAAAAAUCGAAACUAUAAAUGGAACUACAGCAGUCAAAAUUAACCCGACUAAUAACAAACAAAAAUCUAGUCAGAUGUUUGAAAUGCCUCUUGAAUAUAUCAUGGUAGUAAGAGAUACCAAUAAAUAUAUAUCUGAUAGAUUGGUAAUUGGAGAUAAUAAAAUUCUAGUUGCUGGAUAUGAUUUUGCAACAAAUGAAGUAUGUCUAGAUUAUUCUUUGGUAAUCGCUUUGAUAAUAUUAUGGAUUUUGGUUCAAUUAUUUUUUAUUAUUGGUUGUAUAGUUCUAGUAAGGAGAUACAAAAGGUACUACCAGCACGAGUGCACGCGGCAAUCAUUAGAAGAACUACAUAAAAAUUUUGGAUUGGGAACCAGCAAUUUGGAUAAUAGAAGAGUUCAUUGGGCUGAUAAUGAAAAUAUUCUUUGAGAUAUGAAAAUAAACUUAAUAUUAAGAGGAAUAGACUGAUAUCAAUAUUUUAAUCAAUUCAAGUCAUAAAUUAUUUUAAAAAAUGUAUCACUAAAAAAUAUAUAAUUAUUUCAAUUGAUGUAUAAAAAAUUAGAAAUAUAUCUGGAAGUUUGUAAAUAAAAUGGAAUACAGUUUUGUAAGUAUAAUAAA